Didymodactylos carnosus is the source of this 2127-nucleotide messenger RNA. The record is from the annotation of a GenBank genome assembly. Lineage: Eukaryota; Metazoa; Rotifera; Eurotatoria; Philodinida; Philodinidae.
AUGACAAACGAAGAAUUAUCGAAUUCAAAGUUUAAUCCAAAUCAUUCCAGUGCUCAAUUUAGUCAACGAAAUAGUACAUAUAAUGAUAAUACCGAUGAAACAACAUCAUUAUCAUCAAAUUCAACAACAAGUUUUAUACAGAAAAAACAGCCUAUUGCACGAAAAGGAGCAUUACGGCAAAAGAAUAUUUCUGUUGUUAAAAAUCAUCAAUUUUUACCAAGAUUUUUUAAAACUCCCACGUUUUGUAGUCAUUGUAGAGAUUUUAUAUGGGGUUUUGGAAAACAAGGAUUUCAAUGUCAAGUUUGCUCGUUAGUAGUGCACAAACGAUGUCAUGAAUUUGUAUCAUUUGUAUGUCCUGGUGCAGAUAAAGGAGCUGACUCUGAUGCUCCAAGUAAUUGUCACAAAUUUCUAAUUCAUACUUAUACAUCACCAACAUUUUGUGAUCAUUGUGGAUCUUUAUUAUAUGGUUUAAUUCAUCAAGGAUUAAAAUGUCAGGCGUGUGAUAUGAAUGUUCAUAAGAAAUGUUCACUUGUUGUACCAGAUUUAUGUGGCGUAGAUCAUACAGAAAGACGAGGAAGAAUUAAAUUAAAUAUACAUGCUGAAAAAGAUAAAUUAAUUGUUCAAAUCAUAGAAGCAAAAAAUUUAAUUCCAAUGGAUCCAAAUGGUUUGUCUGAUCCGUAUGUGAAAAUUAAAUUAAUACCAUCAGACUCAAAAAAACAACAUGGAAAAUGUAAAACUAAAUUACAUUACAAAACACUAAAUCCACACUGGAACGAAACUUUUACUAUUGAAUUGAAUGAAGAAGAUAAAGACAAGAGACUUUUAAUUGCCGUUUGGGAUUGGGAUCGUACAACAAGAAAUGAUUUUAUGGGAUCAUUAUCAUUUGGUGUAACAGAAUUAUUAAAGGAACCAGUUGAAGGAUGGUUUAAAUUAUUAACUCAAGAAGAAGGUGAAUUCUAUAGUGUAUUGGUACCGAGUGAAGAAGGAUUAGCCGUAAUGAAAUUAAAACAAAAAUUUGAAAAAGCAACAUCGUUGCGUGAACAUUAUGCUGAAGGAUCAGAAAAAUUAAUGCAACGUUCAUUAAGUUUAACAAAUGCACUUAAAGUAACAGAUUUUAAUUUUAUCAAAGUGUUAGGAAAAGGAAGUUUCGGAAAAGUUGUAUUAGCUGAACGUAAAGGUACCGAUGAAUUAUAUGCUGUAAAAAUUCUUAAAAAAGAUGUUAUUGUACAAGAUGAUGAUAUUGAAUGUGUUAUGAUUGAAAAACGUGUUCUAAUGUUACAUGAUAAACCAUCAUUUCUUGUACAACUUCAUUCAUGUUUUCAAUCUGUCGAUCGAUUAUAUUUUGUUAUGGAAUUUGUUAAUGGAGGAGAUUUAAUGUAUCGUAUACAACAUGAAGGAAAAUUUAAAGAACCUGUUACUUGUUUUUAUUCAGCUGAAAUUGCUGUUGGAUUAUUUUAUCUUCAUAGCAAAGGAAUUAUAUAUAGAGAUCUUAAAUUAGAUAAUAUAUUAUUGGAUAGUGAAGGACAUAUCAAAAUAGCCGAUUUUGGAAUGUGUAAAGAAGGAAUUAUCAAUGAUAAAAAGACGUCAACUUUUUGUGGUACACCAGAUUAUAUUGCUCCAGAAAUUAUUUUAUAUCAAAAAUAUGGAAAAACAGUUGAUUGGUGGGCUUAUGGUGUACUAUUGUACGAAAUGUUAGCUGGACAACCUCCAUUUGAUGGUGAGGAUGAAGAAGAAUUAUUUACAGCCAUAACCGAUCAUAAUGUAUCCUAUCCAAAAUCAAUGACAAAAGAAGCUGUUUCCAUUUGUAAAGGGUUAAUGACAAAAUUACCACAAAAACGUUUAGGAUGUGGUCCCGAUGGUGAACGGGAUAUACGUGAUCAUAUAUUUUUUCGUCGUAUCGAUUGGAUAAGAAUUGAAGCGCGGGAAGUACAACCUCCCUAUAAACCAAAAAUUAAUGGUACAAAAGAUACGUCGAAUUUUGAUCGUGAAUUUACAAAUGAGGCAUUAAAUUUUACACCAACUGAUAAAUUAUUUAUUAUGAAUAUGGAUCAAACAGAAUUUGAAUCGUUUUCAUUUUUAAAUCCAAUAUUUAUUUCAAAUUCGUCAUUAACAACGACGACUCUCUAA